Molecule: messenger RNA, 5323 nt
Organism: Marchantia polymorpha subsp. ruderalis
Lineage: Eukaryota; Viridiplantae; Streptophyta; Marchantiopsida; Marchantiales; Marchantiaceae
Source: the annotation of a GenBank genome assembly
UUUUGGGGAUACCCUUGCUCCAUCUGCAGCAGGUCUCCCACGACUCCUCUGGAAUAGAGACUUCAGACUCAUGCGUGGGAGAGCUCUUCCCUCCCAGUCUCAUAAACUGCUCAGUAAUCAGAUAAACUUUCUAAGCCAUCACAAUGAACAGGUCUUGAUACUGUCUGCUCUCAGCUUGAAAGUGCUUGCUCAGUUGUGGACAGAUAGCCCAUGACACCUGUUCGCCAAGUCUCUCAAGCACAGCUGUUAUUGGAGAUUAUCUCGAGGAGACAGCUGGUGGGAUGCAUAUCGCUCGAAUGGACGCCACACUCCCGAAGAGAUAUUGUACAAUGAUCCGGUCAGUUACAGAAACUGAUCUCAGAUGUCCAUGCACAUUAGAUCUGUCUGAGGUACAGUGCACAAUCUCGUAUCAGUUGUUUCUGUGUGUGAAGUAGGAGUUCAGAUGUCCAUUUUAUUUCUGCUGCAGCUGCAGAUUUGCAAGCUCGCUGCGUGUAAAACAUGCAGAACUUGUGCGUGUCGGUGUCGUACACACGUGACAAAUAUGUUCGUUUCUCUCACUUCCGGACUGACUGUUUCGAUAAUUGACAUAAAUGCAACUUUGCACUGUUACGAGUUUCUCGUUGCAAGGGAAAGCGCCUCUGUACAGUCACUACCUGCUGCUUCAACAUGGCGUUUGCUCCGCCCUACAGUUGUAUCCUGGAAUCUGAACCGGUUCCUCGAUCAUCAACCAAUUUCUUCUCGAGUCUCUGACCUCUCGGCAAGGGAGCGGAGUUCCCUGCCAAGCGCAAGGGAACGAUUGUUGUUGUGACGAGACUAUGAUCAUUAUUGUGAACAGCUGUAGGGAGGUGUGAGGUGAGAUUUCAGAUGAGCAUGCAGGGAACCAAAGGGUUCAGGCUGUGGUGGGAAUAUCAGACUGAGGAUCUGAGCUAUUGGAAUGCAUUAUUGUGAUGUCUUUCGAGUAUCGAGGCAUCAGGUUGGCUGACACUGGACUCGCGAGCUGGGCAGCUGGCUCUCAGACAUCAAUCCACAUCUGAAAUUUACGCCAGCAGCCGGUCCGAGGUCGAGGGUCGCAGGCCGAGCGAGCAAUUGCAAGGUUUCGAACAAAUGCACGAAGGUUCUGGUUGGUUGGCCAUGAUUCGUCCGCAGUGAUCGAUCGAUCCGAGGACGAUCAAGCAAUGGCAUCGAGGCGAGGCUCGAAGGCCAAGCCCUCGAGGUUGGGGCAAUCGGAAACCCAGAUCCAUGUCUUGUGGGAGAGGUUGAAAAGCAAGCCCAUGUCACAGUUGUCUCGGGUGAGGAAGAUGAGGUCUCCAUGGGCGGUGCAGUAGAAGCUCUCGGAAGGCCUGCAGAGAAAGUGGUCCGACAUGCGCUGAGGCAUUCUGCCUACCUCUUUCCACUUCAUGGUCUUCUGAUCCAGCAGCCAUAUGCACACGGACAGAACAUGGUGUCUGACGGACUUGCCCACGAUCACGAUGCACCCUUUGCAACCGACCAGGUUCCGGAACUGACAGUAGCCCGGCAGCCGGCCCGUCUUCACCUUCACCCACACCUCCUGCUGCAGAUUGUAAGCGAGCAGCGCACAAUUGUACCAGCGAGGAGUGAGACAAUACAGAUUGCCAUUGGAGAAGGCAAUGUUGCCCGAGACCUCCUCGCCUCGGGGAAGGCUGCCCACUCUUCGCCAGGAGCAAGUGGUGGAGUCAAAAACUUCGGUGGUCAGCAGCCCAGCCACGAUGACUUUGUAGCUGAAGGGACGCCGCUCGGCCACCAUGCUCACGAGGAUGGGCCUCUGCUUGCACGGCAUCGGGGGCAGCUCCCUCCAGCUCUUGGUCAAGGGAUUGCACACAAACAGAGAGCAGAAAUCAUCGACAUAGCCGUGGAAUUUGUUGAUCAGGCACAGCAAUCCCCCGGCCGAGGCCACCGGGAAGCCUGCAUGAGGGGGCAGGAAGCUGAUGGGGAUGUCGUGCCACUUGCAGAGCACCGGGUUGUAGCUGGACAGCAAUCUGCUGUACUCGCAGUUGGAGAUCUUCAUGAAAUACGGCCCCUGGGUCGGCACCUGCGAGCACACCUCGAGGAAGCUGGGCGAGUACAUGAUGGUGCUCCAUUUCUUACACACCGUCCGAAGCCUGAGAAAGCUGGCCACGGGCAACCAGGCCAGGAUUCGGUCCACCAGAUCUUCGGGCAAUUGACUCCACAGCCUCUCGUUCAUCACGAGAUCGCAGCGAUUGUGAUCGUCCGCGGCCGUGCAGGUGUCGCUGGCGUUGGCACCACCACCACCACCCGCAUCGAAUCGCUGCUGCUGCUGCUGCUGCUGCUGCCAUGUGUUGGAGGUGCAUGCUGGAUAGCUCGCAUCCUCCUGCCCCUCGACGAACACUCCUCCGCCUCUUUUGGAAUUAUUCUGCAGCACCGCGUAUGAACUCACAUCCAUGCUCGUGGAUCCUCCAGCAGCACCGCCGCCCUGGUCCUCAGCAGCAGCUCUGUGCGACUAGUUCACGUUCCAAUUUCAAAAGGUUUUAAACCAAUUCUGUUGCCCUCAUCUCUCUUAUACUUCCGUGAGUGAGUGGUCUGUCGGUCUGUCAGACGAAACCUAGAGUGCUCACAGAUUCAUGCACUGCCCUAUUCAUUGAUGCUUCUGGAAGCAGCAGCAGCAGAACAUUUCUCGACUCCCAAACUUCAACCACAAUGCCCAGGUACGCACUUUACACGAGGACGAAGAUGAAGGUUACGAUGAAUUUGCAUUUGGAGAUGAGCGAAUGAAUCAAAUUCGUGUAGAUUUCGUGACAGGCAGUGGUGAUUUCUGGUGGCUUAUGAAAACGAAUAGAAAUAGAGAAAGGAGGAACUGGAGAUUAGAAAUCGACACGGAAGACGAGGAGCAGAAGGAGAUGGAGAUGGAGAUGGAGGGAGAGAGGACCUACAAAUGGGGGCCAGAAAGCCGCGGCGACAAGUCCAUGGGGAGGACCGACGAUCGGCAGAUGAGGCAUUUAACACGACUGCCGGAGGAGCCACCUGACAAACGAAUUGGGUAAACAUGAAAAGGAAGGAGUCUUGAACCACGGGGCGUAGGAGAUCAAGGCACAGAUUGCCACCAAGCACAGCGCACACAGCGCACCGCACGCGAAUGACACCCACCACCUGGGUGUCAGACGGAAUCCUCGUAACAACCCCACCUCUCUCGCCCUCUUAUGGCUGCCUGUCCGUCCGUUUGUCUGCCUGCCUGCCUGCCUCCCUGCCUGCCUGCUUCCCUGCUUCCCUGCCCCACUCGCUCUCCCACUCUCUCUCUCUUCCACUGCUCUCCAAAUCUCACAUGGGAUUUCUCGCAAUCUGUCCGUCUCUGACGUGCUUCCUGAGACGCAUGGGCGUCUGUAGCGAGUGGCUUCGGAACUGGAUAUGCUGACCGCUGAAUCUGGAAUCAGCAAUCAAUAGCUCUUGAUGAUGAUUGCGAGCCCAAAAGAAGGCGAACGCGAAGCUUUCAGACCUCGUACGUCCUCUCUGCAACAGUCUUCCUUCUUCUUUCAUCAAUCUAUCAAUCGCGGAUUCGCGGAUUCGGGAAUCGAUCCUCUGAUUGCCAAUCCCGAUCCUUCAGAGCACGCCCUCGUGAGCAGGAAAUGCUUAAUUUACUCCCCUCACUGCCUCUCUCUCUCUCUCUAAUCCUCUCUCCUCUCUCUCUCUCCUCUCUCUGCUUCUGCCACUUUCUCGGUCGGUCGGUCAACGUUCCGUGCUGCGACCACCGCGCAGACGAUCGUCCUCUGGCUGAGCUUUGGAAAUCGUCAGCAGCAGCAGGGAUCGAAGAAAUUUCGAGGGCAGAUGGGACGAGGUUUCGUCGGUCAAGAUCGGGAAGAAAAGAGGCGGAAAUGGUGCGGGAGGAGGAAGAUGGUCGUCAGCAAUUCCAGGACGCAGAAUGCGUGAUGCACAGCUUGCACACGUGGAGCUGAAUCGAGGGCAAGGGCAUGGACGCAGCGAGCGAAAAGGUCGUGGAGAAAUUGGCCCUGGACUCAAUCCAGUCCGGCAGCAGGAGCCCUACGAGAGACCAGAUGGGCCACAGCAAGAACAGGCACACGUAUACAUUCAAGACGAACGAGAUUGAGAAAGGCAAGCAACAUUGCAUCAUCUCACAUGAAUCCUCGCCCUGCCAGCCUUCCAUCCGUGCAAGCGCAGCCCCAGCCCCCCUACAGCCCCAGCCCCUUCCAAGCCCUUCCCCUCUCCCUUACCCCCUUCCCCCCUUCCCCAACCCCACCCCCCACCCCCAACCCCAACCCCAACCCCCCCGGCCAGUCAGCCGAGCAAGCUUGCAGCCCCAAGAAAAACGGUGUCACUUCAUGGCCUCGGUACCACUUCACCUCUCCUGUCGUGUCCUUCUGCUCAGACAGACAGACACUCGCUCCCCCGACGAAACACAGGCAAUUUCGGUCCUAGCCCCCGUUCCUUCCCUUGCUUCCUUUCCUCCCUCGGGCGUCCUCGACGGGCGACCCUCCUUCGGGGCAGGUCCCCAAUCAUGUCCCCGGUACAAAGAUCCCCUCUGCGAACACGUCUUAGUCAGUUUUAGUGCCUCAUCAGCACGUUCCAAAGUCCGUUUAGCUUAGUCAGAUUAGUGUGCCCGUCAUUGACCACUAAUCUGAACAUGUCCUCGGGUCUUGAUCUGAUCCGAUCCGAUCUGAUCUCCCUUCGCCCUCCCUCCUCUCCCUCGGUGGAAUCUAAAGCUUCUGAGUCGUCUACUCCUGAUGACAAACUUCUCUGACGACAAAUCGUUGAGAGUCAGACGCGCUCUCAAGUACCCAUCUCCAGCUUACUUCACAUCACCCAGCGGAUCGAAGUGAGAUUUCUGGCCCCUAUCCUCGACGGUAAGUAAGACUUUGUUACCACCAGCGUUGCUGAAUUGGAGUUCUUCCUGGCACGAGAGAUGUGUGAUUCUUGUGGCCUUCAAACGAAACGAGGUGAUGUGACUAGAAACGAUAUUUGCAAACUAUACUCCACCGUCAGAUCACUCGAGAAUUGAAAGAAUCAGUCAAGCAGUCGUCAGACGUUUUGAACUCUGCCAAGUGCCCAAGUCUUCCAAAUUCACACCUUCAACCCUUCAACCCUGACCCCAGUAGGUGAAAACAAGCAGUGCAAGAAGUGCUUCCUCUCACUCACCUCCCAUAAUUCAAGAACACCAAAGACCCCAUUCAUCAGAGCUGACGAUGAGACAUAGAAAUCACUUCCACAUGCAAACCCUUUCACGUGACAAAGUUCGACUGUCCACAAACUAAAAUAAAGAAAAUCAGAGGUAGCACUGCAGAUUUCUAUCUUCGAUUGAAGGUGGAGUAUGCAGAGUUGCCACAUCUUCGGCUUU